AUGGCCAGCCCGCAGCCCCGGCUCGAGGGGGACGGCGCCGCCCAGGCCGCGAGAGAAACAAGAACAGAAGCCAGUUCUCCUGAAGAGAGCUCCGAAUCCCCGCAUGAGGCGGGGACUUUGAACCCAGAAGUUACUCUGUCUUUGGAGGGGACCUUGAACUUAGAGGACAUUCUCUACCUGGGGGACACAGGUGACCUCGACGAGACACUCUACGUGGAAGAGACGGAGAAGCCUGAGGAGACACUGUUUAUCGAGGAGACCAGGCAGCCGGGGGAGGUCCUGGAGGUGGACGAGCCUGGGAAGCCAGAGGAGAUACUGUGCGUGGACGAGCCCACGCAGCUAGCAAAGAGCGCAGGCCCGGAGCAGACCAGUUACGGGGGAGGGGGUGCGCCGGCCUCGCGCAAGGAGACCCCCAGCCCCGGGGAGGGCCUCCAGGCCGGGCCCAGUGCCAGCACAGAGAGCCUGAGCAUAGAGGACCUGGAACUGCUGGAGGAGCGUUUCCAGCAAUGCAUCCAAGCCGUGGCCCAGCUGGAGGAGGAGAGGGAUCAGCUCGUGCACGAGCUCGUGCUGCUCCGGGAACCAGCCCUGCAGGAGGUGCAGCGGGCCCAUCGGGACAUCCUGGCCGCCUACAAACUGCACGCCCAGGCAGAGCUGGAGAGGGACGGGCUGAGGGAGGAGGUCCGGCUGGUCAAGCAGAAGCUGUUCAAGGUGACGAAGGAGUGCGUGGCCGACCAGUACCAGCUGGAGUGCCGCCGGCAGGACGUGGCCCAGUUCGCCGACCUCCGGGAAGCGCUGACCACACGGGCGGCCCAGCUCUCGGACGAACUGGCCCAGCUCCGGGGCGCCUAUCAGAAGCAGAAGGAGCAGUUACAGCAACAACUAGAAGCACCUCCAAGCCAGAGGGACGGGCACUUCCUCCAGGAGAGCCGGCGGCUCUCUGCCCAGUUUGAGAACCUCAUGGCAGAGAGCCGCCAGGGCCUGGAGGAAGAGUAUGAGCCUCAGCUGCUGCGGCUCCUAGAGAGGAAAGACGCUGCGGCCAAAGCGCUGCAGAAGACCCAGGCCGAGAUCCAGGAGAUGAAGGAGGCUCUGAGACCCCUGCAAGCAGAGGCCCGGCAGCUCCACUUGCAGAACAGGAACCUGGAGGACCAGAUCUCGCUCGUGAAGCAGAAACGAGAUGAGGAGGUGCAGCAGUACAGGGAACAGCUGGAGGAAAUGGAAGAACGACAGAGGCAGUUAAGGAACGGGGUGCAGCUCCAGCAACAGAAGAACAAAGAGAUAGAGCAGCUAAGGAUCAGCCUCGCUGAAGAGCUCUCAACUUAUAAGGGCUGUUUAGAAACGUAUGGCCGAAUCUGUAACCCAGAAACAGCAACAGAAAACUUCUUAGCAAAGGAUCACUAAGUACCCUUUGGACAUACUUUUUUCCAGAGAAGGGAGUGCCAGGGACUUGGCAAGCGGUUCACCCUGGGAGAGUUACAAAUACUGGCUGACCUGUUCAAAAAGAUUCUAAGGCUGGCUGGAGGCAGAACACCAUCAGUCAACGUUUAGGUGGAGUCUAUUUCAUAGGCUGCUGGUACCAAGCUAAAUGCACUUAGCAACGGAAAAAAGGAGCCUUCUGUUCUGCAGCAGCAACCCCCACGUGCAGAGUAAAGGAUCGAUGUACGGACACACUUUAGUGUUGUCCAGAAUGUAUCUUGCCUUGUGUUGACCCAAAACAAAAGCCCUUUUUUGGAGCACAGGUAGGGUCAAAAAAGGCAGCCGAUUUCAUUAUAUGGGUUUACAAUUUGAAUUCUUUUGUGCCAUGAGCGUUAGACUUUAAGAUGAAUCCUUUUACAAAGUGUAAGUCUGUGCGGACUCGUACAGUUUACUCCUCCUUGUGUCAAGAUCAUUUCCACUAUACGCUGAAAGUCCUGACUUGGAAAAAAGGAACCAAUCCAGAUUUGAACCUACAGGUUAAGGAUAUUCAGAUUUUCCCAAAGACCGUGUCUCGUGAAAAUGAUUCUGGGUCAGAGUGAUCUACUCAGUUAAAUUGAGUGCCUGGCAAAGAACGAGGCAUUUUAUCUGGUUAUGGCACUUGGUGAUAAAGGCUUUCAAGAGCCUAUUAUUUCUAACUUCUAAGUAUAGGCCCCAGUGAAAAAUAUACUGGGGAGAUUCAACCUCUCUAUGGGAAAAGGUUCAAACAUCUUUUCCAAAUUUAAAGUUUGCCUUAAAUGCUCUCUGCCACAUUGCCUUUGACGGUCUUCAAAGUCCAUCUAGUUCUCUAGGGACAGACUUCAAAAAGAUGUGAUUUUAUCAAAGACUAAUAUCCUGUACCUCUGGUUCAGUGUUUUAUGUUUUGCACUUUCCCUGGGAAGGAGAGAAGCUCUUUUCUAUAGCUCUGGGUCUAUUAUAUUUAAUUCUGCUCUUGACAGUCAAAGACCAGAGACAAUUACCGUCCUCUGAACAACUCUUCGAGAAUCCAGACUGGUGUUUGAUGAAUGCUAUGUUCUAAUAAAUAAAACCCAUCAGCAUGGGGUUACAUAGAAAAGCAAUUUAUUCCAUUAUAAGCACUUACACAGUUAGUCAUGGAGAGUAACAGGCCUGCUGGUGAAACAGGUCACCCAAAAUAGAGAUGGUACCAAACUAGUGGUCAAGGACUAACUCCUAAAAAAACAAACAAAACAACAAAAAAACAAAACAAAAACAAAAGCAAACUCUUAUCCAGGAUUAAUUUAAUUUUAAAAACAAAUACAAGCUAUCAAUUCACUCUUCUCAACUGGACAGUCUACCUGUGGUAAAACUGUCAGGUAAAAACAUACAUCUUUACAACUUGGUGGUCCCAAGUUUUU
Molecule: messenger RNA, 2825 nt
Organism: Hyaena hyaena (striped hyena)
Lineage: Eukaryota; Metazoa; Chordata; Mammalia; Carnivora; Hyaenidae
Gene: SYNC
Product: syncoilin, intermediate filament protein
Exons: 4
Coding region: 1-1398 (465 amino acids)
Biological process (GO): intermediate filament-based process
Cellular component (GO): cytosol; sarcolemma; Z disc
Source: RefSeq, a predicted model, not a curated record